Molecule: messenger RNA, 1939 nt
Organism: Suillus subalutaceus
Lineage: Eukaryota; Fungi; Basidiomycota; Agaricomycetes; Boletales; Suillaceae
Exons: 4
Coding region: 445-1782 (445 amino acids)
Source: RefSeq, a predicted model, not a curated record
AUUCAAUAUACUAACGGUCCUGAAAAUUUACAUUUCUGCACCCCCUCUGAAUUCUCUGAAUCGGUUGCCCCUGGAUUCAACUCGAAUCUGGUAUACUUGCCUUGCGAAAUGGCAUUUGCGAUCUCCAGCUCUUCGAAGCUUCAAAGCUUCACUAGCCUAUGUCGAUUGCAAUGCGUUGACUGUUUGUGAACAGUCCGCUAAAGAUCUCCGCCGCUGCGUGUGACGUCAUCAGGUAUGUUGUAACUUUUGUUGUGAAUUUUGUGAAGAGCCUCAUAAGCGAAUGGAGCCCGGUAAGCGGAUGCACUAACACUAUAAUGGCUUCUUCCGCAAGUCCUAGCAUAUAUAACGGGCAUUUUAUCGUCUCUUUACCUUCAGUGCCUCCCUCCCCACUUCCCUCACCUUCCGCAUCUCACCUCACAUUCUUUUUCCAAGUCGUUCUUUACCAUGAAAUUGUCAUCGUUUGCUCUCCCCAUCCUCUCUGCGUCAACCGCGUUCGCUUUGUUUCCUGGUCCUCCUGGUCCGCCGCGUCCUUUUAGGCGUACCCUUACGCAGGAUACCUGCGGUUGUCUCGACACCGACCUGACUCUUCAGGAGGUCCUCGAUAGUCAAGGCAAAGCCACCGUCGCAGGCCACCUCAACGCCUGCCUUUGCACCGCGGAUGUUGUCGCAUUCGUAAAAUCAAACGUCGUUGCACAAAAAGCUGUCAAACUUGUUGGCGACUCCACCAAGGUGGAAACCUUGAUCUCGAACAUGAUCACAGGCCUUGCGACAGCCGAACACUGCUCUUACCCUGAUCACGCCAGUGCUCUUUGCACGGACUCCAACCCGUGCAAUUUUGAAUGCACUGAUGGCUACCUUCCGUUCCCUCCCGAUAGACCCACUUCUUGCAAAUGUCCUGAGCAGCUCAUGGAGUGCGAUGGCAAGUGCGGUCACUUCAAGCAAUGCCCCAGCAAACCGGCUCCGUCUCGUCGUGUCAAUGAGCCCAAGUGUGCCGAUGGCCUCACCAUGUGUGGCGUCCCUGAUACCACUGGUCAGCCUUGGAAGUGCGUCGAUGUUAAAACCGAUGUCGAAACAUGUGGUGGAUGUGUCAAGGGAUGUCCUUACGGAAAAGCACCCGUUAAUGGCGUGAACUGCAAGAAUAUCAAGGGCGUCAAUCGCGAUACUGUCAGUUGUGGUAACGGCCUUUGCAUUGUGAAAGACUGUGCCGAGGGCUACACCCUUUCUCCUGCUUCGGAUACGUGCAUUCCUGUGUCCAAACAAGAAAGCGAAGCUGCUAUUCCUAAACCUAGUGGUUCAACUGGAAACGCCGAAGUUCCCAAGGUUUCUCGUGACGAGCGUACCGCAGCAUUGAAGAAUGGUGCAGUUGUCCCUAUCACCCCCAUCGGUGUUCCAGUUGGCGGAUCGAAGGUCCCUCGUGAUCUUACUGGUGGUAUUCAGCAAAGCGCUGAAGUCGUUGUCAAGCCAGUCCUUGGUGCAACUGAGCGUCUCACUGCCGGUGGUUCUGCAGGUCCUGGGCGCGUCGUCGCUGGUGUUACAGAGGCCGUCAAGGUAGUUUCUCCUGUCGUAAGUGGAGCAGAGAGCCUCACGGGUAGCUUCAAAUCUCGUGAUGCAGGACUGGUGCACGGUCUUGCGCCUAUUGAUGGUGCUGUGAAGGGUUUCAAUGCCCAUAAGGGCGCACUCGCUGGCAUGCAUGGGACCCGUGGUUUUAGCAAGCGCUUGAUACCUGGCUUUGGCACUUAUUUUGAAGAUGCUAAGGCUGUUGUGCCUGGUAUGACGGCUUGAUUUGUUUUAGCUCUCCACCCUGCGCUUACGAUAAUAUACCUAUUGCGACUCGUCUACAAAUACUUGUCAAAUAAUCAAGUUCCUUUUGAUGCGGUAUAGCAUAUUUGCUCCCGUCCGAGCCACCAAUGACGCCACACAGUUAUCCAUUGACGUCACA